ACCGAUUUCUCUUCCUCAUCCUAAAAAAGUAUUAUACGAAAAUGUGUUGGUUUAUCGCCGGCCUGCAGCAGCAGUCGCAGGCAAGGCCCAAUAGACUAUGAGUGCUAACCGAUUUUGUGUGUUUGUGUAUGAGUGAGUUUUUUUUAGAGAGAAAGGGAGAGAGAGAGAGACGGGCAAACUGGCAAACAGACCUGCUACAUGAUACGGCUGCGAUUGGGACAAUGGAAACGUGUGAGCUGACUGCGUGUUUUUUUUUUUUCCUUCUUUUCGUUUGCAGCGGCGGGGUCGGUGAGGACUAGUGCAGGUGCGGGCCGUGCGGGCGCUUCCAGCGGGCCGGGCUCCAGCGGGCCGGACUCCAGCAGGCCGGGCUCCAGGCCGCGCACUCCAGGCCAGGCCCAGGAGGGCCGCGGGCGCGCCGGCGAGGAGGCGAGGCGGGGAGGCGGCCAUCGCCAUGCGGAACCCUCGCGCGGCAUCCUGAGCGCAUCCCAGCCAAACCCGGGAAAACAUCUACAGGUGUGGCGAGUGGUCAUGCGGUUGUGGCUGGUGCUGGUGGGGGCGCUGUUGCUGCAGUUGCUGUCCCAGCGGGGGGCGCACGCCGCUCCGAAGGGGGCCCCCUCCACACAGCACCAGCGCCAUCACCGGCAUGGCGUGGCCCCGGGGGCGGCCGGCCUGGUCGGCGCGGCCCUCCAGGACGGGCCCAGCGCUCCACCUCCUGGCAGCGGCGCCGGUAGCGACGGCGGCCCGCCGGGGCUCCCCGACGGCCUCCCCUCCGGCCUGGCCGCGGGGCUCGCCGACGAGCACCCCGGGGCGGCAGCGCAGGUCGCCGGCGCCGCAGCCCAGCGCAAGGACGGCGGCAGCAACGCGAGCGACACGGAUGAGGAGCUGCAGGACCUCCUCCUACUCUCCGGCAAGCUGCACUUCAUGGACGAGGACCAGGACGACGACGACGCGGCGCAGCAGGUCCGGGCCGACCAUCUGCCCCUGGACAGGAGAUUAGCGAGCGGCGGCGGAGACGAGGACGAAGGCGUCGAGGUGGCGGUGGAGGAGUCUCUGUGGGGGGCGGAGGCGGCGCCGCCCCCCGCCCCCGCCGCGACGCACCUCCACGCCGCCGCCGCCCGGCCGCCGCACCGCAAGCGCAGCAACCAGCGGCGGUCCGCGCAGGGCAGCCCGCCGCACAAUCCGCACACCUUCAACCAGACGCAGCUGCCGCAGCUGCAGGCGCCGCCGCCCAACUACGACCACGAUCCGCUCGUCGUCAUGACGAAGAAGGGCCGCGUGCGGGGCGUGACGCUGCGCGCGGCCACGGGCAAGGACGUGGACGCCUGGCUCGGCAUCCCCUACGCGCAGAAACCCAUAGGUGAGUGGGAGUCGCCGGCCCACCCACAUCCGGGUGAUUCAGAGAGUACGCCCCUUAAAUGGCUAGUUUUUUGGGAGUUAAAUUUCAUCUUGCUUCGUGGAGUUUAGUUUUGUCGAGUAGACCAUUCUGCGAAAGCUGAAAUGAAGGCGAAGAGCAAGAAAACGGAAAUUACUAUGCUUUACGUUACUUCCUUUCCCCUGUUCCUCGUAUUUCUUCCUCAUCUCAGCUACACCGGAAUAGUUUAUUGUACGAAUAGAUUGCAGCGCAGCCGUAUCAUGGGAUCCGCGGUGCAAGAGAACAAACUAUUAUUAGUGUUGGCGUUUUGAGAAAGUUGCCACAUAACGUAGCCCAGCGAGCACUGUCCAAUUAACGCACAUCAAUUGGAUGUCAAUCUUGCGUCAGAACCGAUAUUUUGAUGCAAAAAUGUUCCAGUUUUAACAUUUUGAACAAUUCACCUCAAAUUUGAUGUAAUUUUGAUUGAUGAUUGCUUGCGGGGAGGCAACCAUAUUGUGUUUUGC
Messenger RNA from Frankliniella occidentalis (western flower thrips), 1875 nucleotides. RefSeq lists its product as uncharacterized. The transcript is spliced from 3 exons. The record is from RefSeq and is a predicted model, not a curated record. Lineage: Eukaryota; Metazoa; Arthropoda; Insecta; Thysanoptera; Thripidae. The coding region runs from base 529 to 1464 and encodes 311 amino acids.